GGGAAAGGUUAGAAAGCUACAGACGAGGAUUUAGCCGUGAACAACGACUCAAAUUUCGGCCCUGGACACACUGUUCCUUUGAGAAGAAACAAAAGCAGUUAGGACUUUCUUCAGAAAACCUAUUUUUGUGUUCCAGACAGUCAUACUCGUCUCGAACGACACGAGGGUGCGCCGAGGAAUGAUGGGUACUACUUCCUAAAUAUCAAGAGAUGCAUCCAGGGCCACGUCAAAAGAAAUUGGCCUUGGAGGACAUUCACAGCAAGGCUUUCAGUGAGCCAACCUGUCUUCCAAAAUCAAAGACAAUAAAAAGGCCUUUGUUUACGCUAUGGCCCUGUCUGGACGGAAAAGAGAUUCCAAGACAGCAAUCUCAGAGCGGCGCAGACAGUGCACUAGACACUGACCUUGAACUAACAACUAUUUUAGCCAUUUUCCAGAGAUUUUGGAGAUUUCAGAUUUGGCCAUCCUCGCGGUAAGAUAAUAUAAUCUUUCUACUGUGACUUUUAAGCGAUAUUAUUUGAGACAGGUUGUUUGAGGCGAAUAUUUAUUUUGUGUGUGUGUGUGUGUGACUGAAUUAAGUUGUUGAAAUGUCAUUCAUUCCCAGGGAGAACCAGUAACUCACUCAACAACUUGUUUUACUCUCUGUUGUGCUCUUGGGAGAAAUAAUAAAAUAUUCUCACUACAACUAAUCAGAAAUAAUUAGCAAAAUGGCACAACUGACUAGUAUAUUAAUUACCAUGAGUGUUUUCUCAAAGUAGUAACUAAAUUUCAGAUCUCUAUAGCUUCAUAUUUGGUGAUUACAUUUAUAUUUAACACACAGAUGUCCUGAUAAUUCAGUAAAAUAUCUGAUAGCAUUUAAAAUUUAUAUGCAGGGAGUGCUGCAUAGCAUGUUAAUUGGUUACAUGAAUCUGGUAUGGAGUACUCUAACCGUAAAACCAGCACAUGUGUGCCUAAAAUUUGGAUGUAAUAAUUCGUGGGCAAUUUAGAGGACAACAUUUGUAGACUUUUAGUUGUUUUGAGUCUGUGUUAUAGGUGUUACGUCAGUAUUUGUAAUGCGUUGAAUACCGGAUUUCCUUAGGCAGUAUCUUUGCAUUUAUAGCCCAGAUACCCAUCGCUAUUAAUGAAGCUGUUCGUGGUUAUUUUUGCUUUUGUCGGUUUAUUUGAAAGUAGAUGAAACAAAAAUAAAUAAUUAAGUUGGCUACGAGCUUAAUUACAAUCACGCCCCCACACAGAUACACUGACACAAGCUUUAGAUUGGCAGCAAACGCAAAGGUACUGUGCUAGUCAAAGACUCUUGUUAUAAAUAAGGGAAAUAUAAAUUAUUAAAAUGAACGAAGAAUGCAAAUAUAAUUUGCUCAGUAUAUGUAUAUAAAUAUAUGUCAGCAUGAGCAUGUGCGCAAGAGGCUACGCAAACGCCUAAACAAAGCAGUUGUUAAAAUAAAGUUAUGAAGGUAUAGAGUUCAGUCCCCCCCACUUUUUUAAUUUAUUUAUUUUUUUUAAAUAUGAUAGCUGUAUUCAUAUCUGAAAACCUUUAACUUUUUAUUUGUAUUUCAAAAGAUAAAAGAGAUAAAGAGAUAAAAGGAUGUAAUUCAAAAUCUUUUGUGACACUAAAUGGACUAUUCAGAAGUAACAUUAAAAUGAUUUAUUUUAUAACAUUUAUUUAUAAUUAAUACACUAGGGAGGGGGGAAAAUUUAAAAACUUAAGGCCUAAAAGCUUAGCCUGAGACUGAAUAGGCAUAAUAUCAACUGUGCGUUACGUACACACUCCAGUGUGAGACAGAGAGUUUAAUGCGUCCUGUUAUUAUUGUCCUUUUGUCAUAAUAAUCUUUAUUUCAUCGCUUCAUUAUGUUCUUAAUACACACGUGACAAUGGCACUGCGUUGCAGUUGAUAAGAGGAAAAAUUGCGUGUACUUUAUAUAUUUACAAUCAAAAAUCAAUUAAUGUGAUCUAGUGUGGUGUAUUUGGAGCGGCAGAAUCAUUUUAAUGCCCUCAGCCAGCUUGUAAAAUUCAAAUAAAAGAAUUGCGAGAUGUGUAACAAUCCUCCAUGAGUUUGACUGCGAGUAUUUAUAGGAUGUAUCUGUUAAAGUUGUUCAUGUGAGGUGUACUAGAGCAUAUUAUCUAAAAUAUAGGCUACGGUCUUAAAAAAUUCUUAUAGAAUAUCAUCUUCUUUUACGGAGCCAAUGGUUUCAACCUGCUGACCCCACUACAGUAAAUAUGAGUGGAGUUCAGCACUGAGCAUCAGUAUUUCUUUAAAACAAGCCUGUAAAAGAUGAACAUCACAUCUUUAUAUGACACUGAAUUCAACCGUAAUUUGUUUGAAAACAAUGUCGAAAGAACCCUCACCAUCGGUAAAAAAAAAAAGUGCCCCUUUUUUGGGGGGGAAAAGUAUUUUUUAUUUUAUUUAUUUAUUUAUUUUUUAGCCAGGUAAUAAAGAUUAAACGAGGCUAGGGACACUUCUCUAUAUUUCUAAACAGGAAAGUGAAAGACGAUCAGUUUAGAACCUUUGAGCUAGGGGAAAAGAAAAACAAGAUUUUACAUUUUUAAUAAGAUAUUUUAUAGUAUUUUUAAAAAGCAUAUAAAACCAGUAAUACAGAAGUUAAUGUUUUGUUUUGUCUGAAAUGGACCAAGUGGGUGGUACCUUCUAGUGUUCGAGUAAGCUCCGGCACGUGACGUGGAGAUGACCAAUCAGGUGCACCUCCAGGUUUAACUACGUUAAAUGUCAGAUUGCAAUAAACUAGAAGCUGUUGGUCUGGCCCGCGGAAAUGGGCGAGCAUAAUCUUCUUAAUCCUGGGUUUGUGGGACCUUUGGUAAACAUCCACACUGGAGACAGGUUUUACUUCCCGAAUUUUAGAGCCUCAGGGGGACAGCUGGCGGGGCUACCGUCUCUCUCGUACCCUAGAAGGGACAAUGUUUGCUCUCUCCCGUGGAAUCCAUCGGAGUCGUGCAAUGGAUAUCCUCAGUCUUACUUUAGCAGUCCCGUAUCCAUUAACCCCUCUUUUAAUCGAUCUUGCGAAAUAACCCGACUGGAGGAAAGCAAAUGUUAUUAUGGCAAUUCCAGCAGCACCAGAGAGCCGUGUUCAGACAGCAACAAUCUCAAACGAGAGGAGCGAGCAAGAGAUACAUCAGUAUCGUCUGAUCACGGGAUGCACAAUGGGAUGGGCAACAGUGGCACCUUCUCAAAGUAUGAUUAUGGCACCGAGCAUCUGACCCAAGACCCGCCAUCCUGUCAGUCGUUGGAGUCCGACUCCAGUUCUUCAGUGCUAAACGAAGGAGGGAAGACUUCAGCAGGCGACCCACAAACCCUGGUAUCGCAAGGAAACCACGCAAGCAAUAUCGCCAGUGGAGGAGGUGCCCCGUGGUACCCGAUGCACACCCGGACCCGCAAGAAGCGAAAGCCCUAUUCCAAACUGCAGUUGGCCGAGCUUGAGGGAGAGUUCAUGCUGAACGAGUUCAUCACCCGGCAGCGACGUAGGGAGCUGUCUGACAGGCUCAAUCUCAGCGACCAACAGGUUAAAAUUUGGUUCCAAAAUCGGCGGAUGAAGAAAAAGAGACUGUUGCUGAGGGAGCAGGCUUUGUCCUUCUUUUAAGGAGGCACAAAAUACACAUUGCUUAAUGGUAGUCCAACAACAGUAUUUAGUUAAUGGUAAUCUGCCAUUGGCCCAUUUUACUCUGAAAGUCUUGCCCCACGACGCAUUCAGAAAACGCGAAUAAGAAUUCAGACAUAAUAGGGGUACGCGACCAAAUGAUGGCUCCAGAAGUCUGCUUAUACUAUGUGGUCUGGUGUUUAUUUAAGAGGGUUCGUGUCCAGCAGUUUUGGGCAUGUAUACGGUGGGAAUGUUUUAGUGUAAGUUUUGAAAGUAACAAGGUGUCUAAGCCAUCACUCACUUUAUUAAGUAAUGAACUGCUAGUUAAAAAACUCAGACAAAUCUAAGCUGUGAGAUAGCAUUUCGGACAAGUAAAAUGUUUUCUUAUCAGUCUGAAAUGAUCGCUAAAUAUUUAUUGUCGGAGUGUUAAAACAAUUUUUGAAAGUCUAACAUAACACUCGUGCCAUGAUCAGUGUUCUAAGCUAGAGAAAAUAAAAUAAAACAGACUGAAACGCCAUACUUGGUCAUAAUGAGAAUCCUUAACUGUUCGUAAUCUCCCGUCUAUGUUUUUAUUUUGCCGGUUAUCGCUAAGAAAGGGCCUUUCAAACUCAAUACUCGGCAAUAAGAAGCGUGGGCAGCGUUAAGCCAUCAACGUCUUAUCUCCGUUCCGCAGUCAUCGCCACGUGUUCUAUGGCACGUUCACGGUCACGGGCACAAAGUUAGUGACCCAACUCAUAUCUUGGGCCCUUGAGAACCAAACUGCAAUUACAGAACAGCUUUUUUAUGAAUAGACUUUGAUCUAGCCUGUGAAAUGUCUUUCUGACAAAUGCUAGGAAAUUACUUCUACAACUAGAUAUUGUCCAAAGUGUAAAUUGGUAGGCCUGCAGCUAAGCCGCACAAACUGCUAAUAAAAUAUUUAUUCAUGAUAUGGUGAAAAACUUUAUAAGUGUCUCUAUCAUAUUUGCAUUUUUAACAGCAUAAAUUUCCCAUUAACGAUCGCUUGUCCCUCGAUCUGCCUUAUUUGGACAUAUUCGCUUAGCUGUACUUAAUUAAUUCACAACAAUGCUUUUGGGAGAGAAAUGCAUGGUCAAGUAAUAUUACGGAGACGCGCAAUUAUAAAUUAAAAUAAGGAUUAAGUCAUUUAUAAAUGUAAUGGAAUUAGCAAUCAUACUGAAGAGACCAGAUUUAAAUCCCAAAAUUCACGAGCCUGUUUUGCUAAUUAACGGGACCCAUUGUGUUAUUUGAAACAUUAUUUACUCAGAUCAUGAAUUAUAUGCCAGUGAAAUAGUUCAUAUUUGCUGCAUGAUUAUAAUGACUGUAGUUAGAAGGUAAAGAGCAAAUGUUUUUCCGACUAUUUUUUGUCAACAAGGCGCAUGUUUUAUUUUAAAACCCCCAAUCAAAAAACUGAAAAGAACAUCACAAAUAUACGGACAAGAAAGUUGGUUUCAUAUAAAAUAUAGUUUAUUCGUUUGAACCUAUUAUUAUUAUUAUUAUUAUUAUUAUUAUAAAACGAAUUUGCAUAAGGCGGUGCUACAUUAUUUUCUUGUUAAUGGUUAUAGUUCGCCGAUUGACAUUUUCUUUAAAUCCUAUUUUUGUGACUAUAUAGAAAAUACAAAAACAGUUAUAUGAAUGACAUCAUCAGCAACUAUAUAACAAUGUUCGUCAUGUUUCCCCCCUUUGGAUUGUUUUGUGAAAUAGUCUCUGAUGUAUAAUUUUUCUGUGUUGUUCUGUGGAAUUUUGUGAAUGCACCAGUGUCGCAUUCCUUUGUACCUUGCGAUUAAAAAUGUCUUGUAAAUAAUGUUGCGAGUUCAUGAAUGUAUCCAUAUAUG
Molecule: messenger RNA, 5410 nt
Organism: Labeo rohita (rohu)
Lineage: Eukaryota; Metazoa; Chordata; Actinopteri; Cypriniformes; Cyprinidae
Gene: hoxc12a
Product: homeobox C12a
Exons: 5
Coding region: 2760-3584 (274 amino acids)
Biological process (GO): regulation of DNA-templated transcription
Molecular function (GO): sequence-specific double-stranded DNA binding; DNA-binding transcription factor activity, RNA polymerase II-specific
Source: RefSeq, a predicted model, not a curated record